AUUUGAUAGCAUUCCACGUGGAAGAUGAGCAUGAUGUACCGACAGCCGCAGGCGGCACAGACAGCGUAUGCGGCGCAGGCGGCCAAAUGGAGGAACAAUGCCGAGUCGCCCUGGAAGACGGGCGGCACGUCGUCGUCCGCGUCGAAUUCCGUCUCGGAACUCGUGCUGAUUUCGGAGCUGUGUUCGUCGAUUGGUCAAACGUCGUUCCCGCCGAAGGAUGCCAUGACGACCCUGAUGCGCCACAUCCAAGCACUCGAUCACACGUACCUGUGCGAGCUGCUGGAAACCAAACUCGAAGACUCGCUGUGGCAAGUCGUAGCGCGCGCCCUUGCUGUGCUGGAUGCUCUCCUGUCGACGGCCGCCGCCACGACGUACCUCGACUACUUCUCGUCCCGGAAAAACCUCUUGCAGCAUUUGACCGACCAUGCCAAGCAAACCGUCAAGUCACGAGCAGAAAAGGUCUUUCACGCGCUCGACGCGCAUGUACCUACGCAAGCCUCCCACGACGAAAGCAGCGACGAUGACGACGACUACCGAGGUGACCAUCCCUCCAUUUACCAGCGCAGCGCGCAACAACAGCGUGCUCCUUCUUCCUCGACCAACAGGGCGCCUUCGCGUCAAAGCAGCGUGUCGUCGGAAAUGAGCAGUCGUAGCAGCACCACGAGCUCAUCCAUGCACGUCGGCCCUCGCAGCCACGACCACUUUGAUCAGGGAUACCACCACGGCAGGCCAACAGGGCAAUCUCUGUACAGCCCUCCCGUGCCAGCAUCGCCCACAAAUCGGCACACUCCGUCGAGAAACUACCAGCCGCCGAUGCAAGACCUCCUGCUUGGGUCGCCGAUCCACGAGCACGAAUCGGCGCCCCCAUCCUUGUUUGCCUCAUUGACCGUAGUCGGUGCACCACAGCCUAGCAACCGCCCCACGCCGUCGUCGGCGUUUUCGUUCGUGUCGGGGAGUCCGCCGUCCCGUCCACAAUCUGCCGCGUCAUCGACGUCCUACCCGACGCCGGCAGCGCAGAUGCCGCCGCCGUCGUCGACGGGUUUCUUGACGCCCCCACCGUCGUCGCCGUCCAACACAUCGCAGUCGUCGCGGACUUCAGCAUUUACACUUCCCGAGCCGUCGCCGACCCCGUCGUCGUCGUCCGCGUUUUCGUUUGUCCAGGAUGGCCCGCCCCCAACGACGGCGUUCUCUUUUCUGCAACAGACUUGUCCGCCAAGCAAUCACGACCGUCCACAGCCAUUCGCAUCGUACUCGCCACAGCCCGCCGCGCAGUCGCCCUUUCACGAGAACCCAUCGAGCCACGCAGGACCAACAUCGGCGUUUUCAUUCCUCUCCGCUGCAUCGCAAUCCCCCAAGCGCACCGCCGCGGACCGCAUUCACGACGCGUUUGCAGAUCUGUCCGUCGGGCAUGACGACGCCGCCGACGACGACGCUGGGGCUGAUCCGUUCGGGUCAACUUUGGGAGAUACGUCGAGCAGUCGAGGUGACAUGUCCGAGCAAGAUACAGACGGACGCAGCGAAGUGUCGGAGGACGUUCAUCACGUCCAGCAUGACCGUGCGCUUCGUGCUGCUGCUACCAUGUCCACUCGCGAUGAAUUUGAAGCGCUCAAGAAGGCCGGCAUGGCCCGCGAAGUGAUUCUCGAAGUCGACGUGCCUCCCGGUCCGAUGGGAAUUGUCCUCGACCGGACCACGCCCGAGUCGGCGAUUCUCGCCGAGUUCGUGCCGCUCCCGUCCGGCGACAAAGGGCUCAUCGAACUCCAUCCGGCUAUUUGCCCCGGCUGCCUCCUCGUCGCGAUCAACGGCAACUCGAUUGAACACGUCGCCCUCCCCGAACUUGGCCCCGUCCUCGCCAAUGCCGCCAUGUACCAUCGCGUGCUCACGUUCAAAAAGUUCAUGGUCGGGUCGCGCGUCAUGCACCCGUUGAAGCUCAAAACGCCGUACACGUGCCCCGCCCCUUCCCUCUUCGACCAAGUCAGCUCGCCCCGGCUCACAGCCACUCGUGCGUCCUGGUCAUCGUCGCCUCCGUCGGGACCGCGACCAACUCCCGUCCACCAGUCUCAACCAUUCGAACACGUCCCGGCCACGUUUGCCGCGGCUCAACGCGCGUUCACGACCGCAUCGUCCACAAAUUCGUCUGUGUUUCGUUUUAUGCAGCAACAACAGGCUGCUGUUGUCGCGUCGCCAAGGCACGAUCCGCCAACCACGUCAGCAUUUGGCUUUAUGGCGGCGACGCAGCCGCCGCCGUCCCGGCCAUUCUCGCCUGCCCAACACCCCCGACAACCUCCCUCGUCGCCGUCUGCGUUUUCCUUCAUAUAAUACACGAGAGUGGUGUCGUGCGUUGUUGUCGAUGGCACAUGUGGCUGGCAUGGGACGUUGUCCAGAGCCAGGCAUCGUCCCAACCACGACGACAAACGUUGCUCGCGGAUGGCUCUUGAUGGCGUCGCUGCUGUGGCACUCGAGAGGAUCGUUGUGACGUCGCCUGCCCCUGCAUACGACGGUCAGCGCAAACGUGAGAGGUCGUCUUGCGGGUGG
Molecule: messenger RNA, 2532 nt
Organism: Aphanomyces invadans
Lineage: Eukaryota; Oomycota; Saprolegniomycetes; Saprolegniales; Verrucalvaceae
Exons: 2
Coding region: 25-2316 (763 amino acids)
Cellular component (GO): trans-Golgi network membrane
Source: RefSeq, a predicted model, not a curated record